Messenger RNA from Schistocerca gregaria, 7783 nucleotides. Its product is annotated as Bardet-Biedl syndrome 4 protein-like. Gene Ontology annotation, molecular function: protein binding. Lineage: Eukaryota; Metazoa; Arthropoda; Insecta; Orthoptera; Acrididae. The coding region runs from base 148 to 1551 and encodes 467 amino acids. The transcript has 10 exons. Gene Ontology annotation, cellular component: ciliary basal body. Gene Ontology annotation, biological process: protein localization to cilium; cilium assembly. The record is from RefSeq and is a predicted model, not a curated record.
CUAGGCAACGUGAACCUGCAAACAGAACGCUAUUCUGUGAGCGAAGUCAAUGUUUUGGUAGAUAUCUUGUGAAGGUUGUUAUUGCUACAACGCCAGUAACGUGCGUGUUACACAUUUUAGAUUUUAAUUGGUGAAGAGUCAUAAAUCAUGAAUUCUGUAAAUACACAUCAUGGAAUACCAAACGGUCGGCCCAGUGUUGGAAUAUCAAAUUCGGCGCGAGUGUCAAGCGUCGCCAGAAGUGGUGUGGGGAGACAGAGAAAAGUUCCAGAUUGCCCGUUAAUUGAAAGUCGUAAUUGGUUGAUACAUCUACAUUACGCACGAAAGGAAUUCGGGAUAUGUAAAAUAUUAAUCCAAGAAGAACUUGAGAAGAGCAAAGGAUUCUCUGAAUUCGCAAACUAUAUGCAGGGUUUAAUACUGAGGCACGAAGGAAGAAUCCAAGAUUCCCUCGAGUAUUUUCAAACAUGUCAUGCCAUUAAUCCCAUGAACGUAGACAACAUCAAGCAGGUUGCAAGAUCUCUGUAUCUACUUGGAAGGCACAGAUUGGCCUUAGAGGCGUACCGAGAAGCAGAAAGUCUUGUUCUCAAGCCUGAAUGGGAUAUUUAUCAUAACUUAGGCAUGUGUCUCCUGCACCUAAAUGAAAGGGUUAAAGCAAAAGAAUGCAUUUCGAAGGCCAUUGAUUUGAGCCGCCAAGAAUGUUCCUAUGUAGCACUUGCAAAAAUAUACUUGCUUGAGAACGAUAUUGUUGCUGCAGUUAAUGUAUAUAAUGCAGCAUGCAGCAUAUACCCAGAAAAUUCUGACCUUGCUACAACUCUUGGUUUACUUUACAUGAAACUUAGAGAGUAUCAGAAAGCAUUUGAGAAGUUGGGUUCUGCUUUAGCACAUAACCCAUCUUCAGCAAAGGCAUUGUUGGCAAUGGGUUCUAUAAUGCAGGACCAUAAAGACUGUGAGGUAGCACUAUCAAAAUACAAAAUUGCUACUCAGUAUGCACCUGAAUCAGCACCAUUGUGGAGUAACAUUGGAAUGUGCUUUUUUGAAAUGAAAAAGUUCAUUGCAGCUAUCAGCUGCCUUAAGAGAGCAAAUCACCUGUCUCCUUUUGAUUGGAAAAUAUUAUACAACCUUGGACUGGUUCAUUUAGUGACACAGCAGUAUGCAUCAGCUUUUCAUUACUUGUCUGCAUCGAUAAAUCUCCACCAUAGAUAUGGAAAAGCAUUUAUGCUGCUUGCCCUUACCUUGAAGAAACUGGAAGAUCCAGACAAUGCUCAAAAGGCUUUUGAGCAGGCUGCACACCUGGACCCAACAGAUGCUUCCAUAGCUUUGAACUAUGCCAUAUUUUUGGCUGCUAAUGGAAGAAAGGAAGAAGCUGCAGCUCAACUGAAAAGCUUCCAAGAUUUAGCAGAGCAAGGAACAGUUAACCAGGAGAUGCUUGAGGUUGCAAGCAAAAUGUUGGAAACACUUUCUGUGGAAAGUGCUGCUUCAUUAUCAGACAAUAAGCCUGCUGAUGUUCAUACACCCACACCUGAUUACCCCCAUAUGGAUCCUGAUGAAGUCUGAACAAUUGUAACAAAUUAAAAUUUAAUUAGUUGGUGUAAUAACAAUUAGGUUGCUUUUAUAUUUUGUACAUUCUGUGAGAUGAAAUUAAACUGUAAGUUUUUAUGAGAACUGUUUUUUUCUGUCAGCUGUUUCACAGCUAUGUACAUUAUCAUCUAAAUUCUGUGAGCAAGAUAGGAGAUAUAAGUGUUAAGUAUUAUUGUACAAAGUACUACAAGAAACAUUAAUAUAAUUUAGGUCAGCUACUAAAAAAUCAGUUAUGAGGGGAGAUGAAGUUUAUUGCAGCCUUUAGUGAAGUGCACAAUUUCAUGUUAGCUCGUAUAAAGCAAGGUGCAGUCUUUGCACAACCUUGAAAUCUUAUCAAGAUCUGAAUGAAUACUUGCACAGCUUCUUCCAGACAGUACUUCACUGUAGAUAAAUGAUCAUCUGCAAAACACCCGAAGUUACAUCUGUAUCUAUUAAAUGAACAUGUAGAUAACAUGCUAGACACUCCCUGCCAAGAAAUCCUCAAUCAAUGAUCAAGUCAUGAAAUUUGUUUGAUUCCCCAUUCGCUCAUACUUUACUUAACAAAUGUUGUAAUGAGACAGGUGCUUUUUGAAAAUUAGGAAAUACUACACUCAAUUAAUUUCCUGGAUGCAUGGAUUUCAGGUUGUCACAUGAGAAAAGUAUUGACACUACUGAAAUUGGAUGGUAAUUUUGUGGAUCAUUUCUCCUAUCCUUGAUCCAGAAAAGCUGACCUGUGCUUUCUCCCAGCUACUCAUUAGAGUUGUUUGUAUGAGUGAUCUAUGGUGUAUCAUGGUCAAAAGAGGGUCUAAUUAAACCUCAAAUUCUGUAUAGAAUCUAAUAGAAAUCAACUACAAUUCUGUUUAUGCAUCACAUAAUAGCACAUUGGUAAUGUCAUGGUUACUUGCAGAGUAAUGUGCAAUACAGGACCUAGCCCAUUUAACUUCUUCACUCUUUGGUGGUCUUCUCACCUUCACAUACCCCACUGAUAAGCUGUGCACUUCUUAACAUCAAGUGGAGGACUGUGCCAAGUCUUACGGGGAUUACCAUCCCUUGUAUUAUCCUCUUAUGAUUGGGACAAAUCAGCAAGAAACCCCAUUAAGUGGUUCAUCUGCUGAGGUGCCACCCCAAUUAUCUCAAAUCGUGGUUGGCCAACUGACCCAGUUUUGGCAGCUGGUGAAAUCACUUGCACAGAUGAAUCACUUGCACAGAUGCGAUGAGUGUCUCUUCUCCUUCUCACCAAGAGUGGACUGGAGAUCAUGUGCCACCAUACCCAUCCUGUGGUGGCCAAUCUGGCAUCCAGACAGAGAGACAUGGUGCGUGCAUUACCUGAGGUGUAGCUGCUCCUAUGCAAAGCUUCAUAGAUCAGCACUUCCUGCUCUUGUUUCCUAAUAGGAGACUUGAAGGGAUGAAGAGACAAAGGAGGAAGCCAGUAGACACAGCAAGACUUUGACGUCACAGUGGAGCAUCAUCUCUGAACAUCUGAAGGAAUUUAUAACCAUUUGGGGUAGAGGACAGUGACUCUCCAUCAGAGGACAGCAUAACACAACCUAUACAACCUGCCGACACUGCCAUUUUUGAAGCAUCUAGCAGGGCUUCCUGCUUGUGCUCCGUGUUUCUCAGCUUUGGACAACGUUAUCAGUCUAUGCUGGGGACCCACAUUCACCCUCCUAGGCCUAGUCCACAUGUGCUAAAGGCAGUAGGCUCGUUGGCUCAAGGAAGGAGGUGAAGACCUGGUCACCUCAGUGUUCUUGAAGCUGCCGUGUGAGGUGGUAUUGAUCGUAGUUUACCAGAGUCGUGGUUGCCUUCAGGAGGAAUCAUGGGAGCUGUGUAUAUGGACUACUGGAUAACGCUCGAUACUCCGGGGCUUGUGGACUUAUUAGUGGACUUCUUCACCAAUAAUCUCUAUUACUGGCUCCGUCAAGCCCUUAGGAGAUCAGAAUUUGUUUGCUGGGUACAAGUUUGGUGCGCCCAGUGUACCUGAACUGGGGAGUAGUAAGUGCCGCCAGUCCUCAGUCAUUGAAAGCUCUGUUGGCAAGGCAGAGGAAUAUUGUGUACAGACGGGAACAGUGAUCUUGGGUUGACUGCCCCAAUCGUGAGAAUGGGACAAAGCUCUCUGUCUCGGAAUGUGUUGUACACUGAUGAGAUGCAUCACUGUUGAGGUGGAACAUUCAUUUAGUGAGAUACAUUUGGGGAAAGUGCAACACCUCAGUGGUGCAAGGCUUACUGAGGCAAGUGGGAGUAGACCCUUAUUUCCCUAGCUGGUCAUGAGACCAAGAUGGAACCCUUGAGAUCUUCUUCUCCUCCUCCUCCCCCAGCAUGAUGGCAGUACUAGUUGGGAGUUCUCACUCCUAUUCAUCCAAACGAAUGAGGGAGGCUAGUCCUCCUGAUAGUCAGCUUGUGUUUAGCAAUGGGGCUGAAGCAAUCAUCAGAAUGAUUCUGAAGUGAUCAAGAGGAAGAAGGGGAUGUUUGAAAUCAUCAUCAUCAUCAUCAUCAUCAUUUAAGACUGAUUAUGCCUUUCAGUGUUCAGUCUGUGGCAUAGGCCCCCUUAUAAAAUUCCUCCAUGAUCCCCUAUUCCGUGCUAACAUUGGUGCCUCUUCUGAUGUUAAGCCUAUUACUUCAAAAUCAUUCUUAACCGAAUCCAGGUACCAUCUCCUUGGUCUGCCCCGACUCCUCCUACCCUCUACUGCUGAACCCAUGAGUCUCUCGGGUAAUCUUGCUUCUCACAUGCGUGUAACAUGACCCCACCAUCUAAGCCUAUUCACCCUGACUGCUACAUCUAUAGAGUUCAUUCCCAGUUUUUCUUUGAUUUCCUCAUUGUGGACACCCUCCUGCCAUUGUUCCCAUCUACUAGUACCUGCAAUCAUCCUAGCUACUUUCAUAUCCGUAAUCUCAACCUUAUUGAUAAGGUACCCUGAAUCCACCCAGCUUUCGCUCCCAUACAACAAAGUUGGUCGAAAGAUUGAACAGUGCACAGAUAACUUAGUCUUGGUACUGACUUCCUUCUUGCAGAAGAGAGUAGAUCGUAGCUGAGCACUCACUGCAUUAGCUUUGCUACACCUCACUUCCAGUUCUUUCACUCUGUUUCCAUCCUGUUCCUCCUACUUGGCUCUCAGUCCCUUUAUAUCUCUUUCCCACUGACAUUACUUUCGUUUUGGAGGUGCUAAUCUUCAUACCAUAGUCCUUACAUUUCUGCUCUAGCUCUGAAAUAUUACUUUGCAAACUUUCAAUCGAAUCUGCCAUCACAACUAAGUCAUCUGCAUAUGCAAGACUGCUUAUUUUGUGUUCACCUAUCUUAACCUUACUCAGCCAGUCUAUUGUUUUCAACAUAUGAUCCAUAUAUAAUAUGAACAACAGUGGAGACAGGUUGCAGCCUUGUCUUACCCCUGAAACUACUCUGAACCAUGAACUCAAUUUACUGUAAACUCUAAUUGCUGCCUGACUAUCCAUGUAAAUACCUUUAAUUGCUUGCAAAAGUUUGCCUCCUAUUCCAUAAUCUUGUAGAACAGACAAUAACUUCCUCCUAGGAACCCGGUCAUAUGCCUUUUCUAGAUCGAUAAAGCAUAGAUACAAUUCCGUGUUCCAUUCAUAACACUUCUCCAUGACUCGCCGUAAGCUAAAGAUCUGGUCCUGACAACCUCUAAGAGGCCUAAACCCACACUGAUUUUCAUCCAAUUGGCCCUCAACUAAUACUCGCACUUUCCUUUCAACAGUACCUGAGAAGAUUUUACCCACAACGCUGAUUAAAGAGAUACCUCUGUAGCUGUUACAAUCUUUUCUGUUUCCAUGUUUAAAAACUGAUGUGAUUACUGCUUUUGUCCAGUCUGACGGAACCUGUCCCGACUCCCAAGCCAUAUAAAUUAUCCUGUGUAGCCAUUUAAGACCUGACAUUCCACUGCAUUUGAUGAGUUCCGACUUAAUUUCAUCCAUCCCAGCUGCUUUAUUGCACUGCAAUCGACUGACCAUUUUCACCACUUCCUCAAAUGUGAUCCUAUUUCCAUCCUAAUUAUUACCCCAUUGUACAUCAAAAUAUGAAACAUUACUGAUCGUAUUUUAACCUACAUUGAGCAACUCUUCAAAAUAUUCCCUCCAUCUGCCCAAGGCAUCCACAGGAUUCACAAGCAGUUUUCCUGACCUGUCCAAAAGACCUGACAUUUCCCUCUUACCUCCCUUUUGAAGACUGCUAAUUACACUCCAAAAUGGUUUUCCAGCAGCUUGACCCAAAGUCUCCAACCUGUUUCCAAAGUCUUCCCAAGAUUUCUUCUUGGAUGCUGUAAUUAUCUCUUUGGCUUUGUUUCUUUCUUCAACAUAACUUUCUCUGUCUACCUGAGUUCUAGUUUGAAAAACCCUUCUAUAUUCAUAAAGGCUUAGAAGGGUGUAUUGAUACCUUAAAGUCUAUCAGUUGAUUGUGAAAUAGUUAUUUACUGGUGUAAACUAACAGUGCAAGGCAGGUGAAACUGCUUAGGAAGUCAUAAAAAUUUGCUGAUUGUGACAUAAUUGUUGAGUUGCAUAACUCAGUUAACUCCAGCAAGGGUGUAGUCACACACCAUGGCAUUAGGGAAAUGGAUGUAACAGAGCUGAAACAAGAGUGGGUACUAAAGAGAAUAAUGGAUGUGGAGCAAAGUACACAUAGGAAAAAUGGAGAAACAGACUUGUGAAGUGACCUAUGGCAGUGUGGAAAGGAAGGCCAUGAAUCUUGGACUCACUAUCCGUUUCCAGCUGUCUGUUUUAACUGCUCUGAGAGCAGCCCAUUCUGGAGCCAAAACUGCCCUGUUUUUGCUGAGGAACACAAAAUUCAAGAAAUAAAAGUGAUCAUGUAGAUCCCCUUUGUAGAAGACAAGAAGGGAUAUAAAGUGACAAAACCCCCUGCCUUUGCCACUUCUUAUGCUUGCAUGGUGCAGAAACCUGUUCCCAAGGUUGACACUUGUCAAGCAUACCUCUGUCCACCACCAGCACCCACACUUGCACCUGUAUGUGCCAUAGCAAGGGUAGUAAAGACAUAGUGGUUCAGGCAGCUACAACAGAAGAGACCAGUGAUAUUCUUGCAGUGAGCAUCAGGAAGGGAUCCCAAAGGAAAAUACCUCAGAAUUCCCACUUUCCUCAAAGCAGAGUGCCUCUCAAUACCCUCUUUCCCCCUCGCCCUUGAGGGAAAAGAUCUCAGCAUUCAGGUUGAAAGCUGUCCCGGGUAUCAUCAGACAUCAUUCUCAUGUGUCUGACUCAUGAUGAGGACAUUGUGUAUUUUGAUGCCUCAUCUUCAGACCCCUCCAUCCCCCCUCACUCUACAAUUGCCUCAUCACUCCAGCACAAGGAUAGGGGUAAAUGAAAUAACACUGCUGAAAUGGCUCCCAUACGUCAGUGCAAUAUGAAUGGAUACAGGACUUAUGUGGGGGAAUUGAGGCUCCAUGUAUAGGACAGACCCUUUUGCCUCUGUCAUCAAGACGCUCACUUUAAGCAGAUUGACAUACCUGUACUUGGAUGCUACAAUGUACCUGUACUUGUAUGCCAUCACCCAUGCAGGAAAGACGAGCGCUUACUGGUGACAGGGCAAAAGAUGGCUCAGUGCACUAUCCUGCAUUGAGGAUAGUACAUUGAGAAUGGCUAGUUGCUAGCCGAAAUCUAGAUCUGCCAAUAAAUAUUCCAAAGGACGACUGAAAGCUGAAAUCUAUUGUUUACAAAUCGAAGUUACGGUUGCUGCGUGCAACAGCCUCUGAAUGUAGGGUAACCUGAUGAAUGAUUUUUGUGUUCAUUGUAAUGUAUUUUGUUCCAUUUCUUUGCUGUCUUACCAAUUAACUGUUGAUUUGACAAGUUUAUACACACCUGUUCGUAAGAAUUCCAUGCUCACACAAAGAUUCGCUUUAAAUUUGAUUGGCAUUCUCACAGUACUCAUACCAUAUUUUCACAGAAACUAUUUAGUAAUUUGAAAUAUUAUGCUGUAAUGUGGCAAAUGUCAUUUAGUUUCAAGGCAACUGCUCAAGUAUUUAAAAACACGGCUGAAUUUAAACAUAGUGUUGUAUGGUUGAUAUUUUAUGUUUUUUAAAUGUUACUCAACUUGUGUUCUAUGUGUCAUUGUUUUUAAAAGUACUGUAUUUUUAUAAAUAGCUCUUGUGAAUUUGUGUCAUCAUGACAUCCAUAAGAUGUUUCAGUAUUUGGAAGACAUAACUAAUAUCAGCAUAUUUUAUAAAUGACAUGUGUUGUUCAUAUAAUUUGAAUUAAUAUAGAUAUUUUUUAGUUA